Molecule: messenger RNA, 1330 nt
Organism: Prorocentrum cordatum
Lineage: Eukaryota; Dinophyceae; Prorocentrales; Prorocentraceae
Source: the annotation of a GenBank genome assembly
AGCCAUGUUGGCUCAAGUCACUUUGGCUCGAGAUUAUUAGGGCUCACGCUUUUCAGGUGUUACACUCAGAGGUUUGACUAUGCGCCUCGACCAUGAGGAUGCUGGAAUUGUGCCGCAGGCCAAGGAGAUGACAGCGGCUCGUCACUUGGUGGAGUCGACCGUUUACCGCGAGGACGUGCUAGAUUUGGGUCACUCGGCAGUUUGGGGUUCCCUCUGGGAGGCUCUUCCUGAAGGUAACGGCGCAGGGCGCUGGGGGUAUGCUUGUUGUCGGAGCUGGGAGCGGCAUGCAAUGUGUCCUGCGGCAAAGGCACCGCUAGAGAAAUGUGUUGAUAAUGUACGAGCAGCCAGCCGUCUGCCAGAGCCAGUGGUACUCCAGCAAUGGGAAGAAUUCGAAGGAUCCAAGACCGCUUUUGUGCGGCAUGUUAUUCAGUGGCUGUUGCAGGAAUGGCGGCUGAAGCUGGCAGAACGCGAUCCACGAAUCACUGCUGACAUCAUAUUUCGCGAGGCUUCCGAGGUGCAUAACGCCGAGGAAGGUAUUCGACCCCUGCUAGAUCUCAUUACGCGCGCUGAGACGCGCGACAGGAGAUCAAAGUUAAAGAAAGUGCCAGGAACACCUAAGCAUGGGUGCACCUCACAGCGUGAAGACUGGGAUUGCCCGUCCUGUAAGUACCGAAAUCGUGGUGACCGUAUAGAGUGCAGGAAGUGCAAAAAAGAGGACCCAGACUACGUGAUACCCGACGAGUUCCCCAAGCUUGAGCGGGAACUCUUGGAGAAAGUCGGGCAGAUAGUCACCCUGGCCGCAGCACAGGAUUAUGCAGCUGCAACAGAAUUGUUUUUUGCUUUGACCAUUGGAAGUGCCCGUUGGAGCUCCGAUAUCGCGAGCCUCUCGACCGGUACCGCUCCAUCGCGGAAGACACUGGCUGCCCAGGGGCACAUGCAGAGGCAAGCUGCGGAGAUGGCGCCACUGACCUCGAUCGAGGGCAGGGCUUACCUCAACUCCCUCAAGCGUCUCAUCAAUCUGGCUCAGAUCUUGCGGCCGAGUGACGACCCAUUGAAAAACAUGGCGAAGUGAGGGCCUCUCGUCCAAUCGCUGGGCUAGGGGAGCCCGGCCGUGCGAGGCGCAGCACGAGAAGCCGGGGGCCCGCAGGUCUCGGGGCCCCUCAGGCCUCGGGAAGAGCAGAAGAAAUAGAUCGCGAUUGUGCACCCAGAUCUCUCACAGCAGGGUUCUUGUCGUAUGUACCUGCUGUGGUGGCUCGAGGGCCACGAGGGCGACUGGGGUCAGAGCGGGCUCUUUCUACUCGGUGCCUCUGGCCCGCGGCGCAGGACGUGC